AUGAUGGUUAAACAUAUAGUGGAAAUGCCAGUUAAGGAAGACUGGCUUAGCCUUUUACGCAGAUUAAGAGAAAACGCUAGUGAAAGAUCGAAUUAUUUGCUUAAACGCUUCGCUCGCAGUCUUACUAUGAAAUCCUUAUAUGAAGAUUUCAGUAAGGAAUAUAACAAGUUAGGCCAUUCCAGAAAAAUUGCUAAAAAGAAUAACUUUAGUUUUUCAUAUUAUCUCCCUCAUUAUGACGUUUUCAGGUCUGAUAAAUCUAGCACUAAACUCGGGGUAGUGUUCGAUGUCACUGCUCUUAUGACUACUGGAAUCUCGUUAAACGAUGUUUUACUGAAUGGAGGGUUGGUUCAAGACAAACUAUUUGAUAUUAUUUACAGAUUUCGUGCUCACAAAUUUGCCUUCACAGCAGACAUUGUUAAAAUUGUAUUGUUAGAUUUUGAUUAA
Molecule: messenger RNA, 444 nt
Organism: Stegodyphus dumicola
Lineage: Eukaryota; Metazoa; Arthropoda; Arachnida; Araneae; Eresidae
Source: RefSeq, a predicted model, not a curated record